UCGUCAGGCAUAAUGAGUAAACGCCAACAGCAUUAGAACAAGAAUUACAGACACGAAUUCCACACAAGUAGCCAGCAAAAAGAACGUACAGUUACCAACGGAGGCCGAGAGUCUGCCGAGCGGGACAAGCUGCACGUCGACUCGGUUUAUCCUUUCAACCCCUCCAACCCGUCUAUCCACAACCUCUAAUUCGGAAGGCUCUGAAGGAUCUGCGGGGCGUUUCUCAUUUCCGGAAGGUGCACAGACCUUCAGGCGUCCCAAGGGCAAGGUCAGGAUACGUGACAAAGUGCAGGAGGAUCUCGAGGGCGAAUUAUAGGGUCGCCGGAGGUUAGGAGAGGUUGAAAGGUUACACAAGAUUCAGACGUUUGAGAGACGAUUCCAUCGCAUCGCUCGGCCUUGAAGAUUUCCCAAGGUCAAGAAAAGAAGGAGUGAAGGACGAGGCACAAUGCAGGACAUCGGCGAUCCUAUGAAAGUGGAGGUUCCGAAGAUCAACGACUUGUUCAGCCUCGACCCCUACAUCAAGCCCUUCGAGAGGGAGAUCAGGAGGAGAUAUGGAUGCUUUAAGAAAUUACUCAGCCAAAUAACUGAAGCAGAAGGAGGACUGGAGAAAUUCUCUCGUGGCUAUGAGACCUUUGGCCUCCAUGUUAAUCCAGACAACAGUGUGACCUGCCGAGAAUGGGCUCCCUUGGCCCAGGGACUGUUCCUCAAAGGGGAUUUUAAUAACUGGGAGAAGUGUGCACUGCCCUUUAAGAAGUUGGACUUUGGCAAAUGGGAAAUAACCGUACCACCCAACCCCGAUGGAUCCUGCCCCAUUCCCCACUUGUCACGUGUCAAGGUGAGAAAGGCUGGAUCCCCACAAUGUUAAUUUUAUGGCAUUAUU
This is a messenger RNA of Penaeus vannamei (Pacific white shrimp), 880 nucleotides long. The record is from RefSeq and is a predicted model, not a curated record. Lineage: Eukaryota; Metazoa; Arthropoda; Malacostraca; Decapoda; Penaeidae.